Molecule: messenger RNA, 2163 nt
Organism: Dalotia coriaria
Lineage: Eukaryota; Metazoa; Arthropoda; Insecta; Coleoptera; Staphylinidae
Product: transmembrane protein 135-like
Exons: 7
Coding region: 265-1704 (479 amino acids)
Source: RefSeq, a predicted model, not a curated record
AAACCGUGAAAGGUGGAAGUGAUGUUCCUACAAAACGUACAAAAACAUCGAUUACCGCAAAGCGCAAAAUGUGCAUGGUGUAACAGUAAACAUGAAACACAAAUCCAAGGCGCCAAGUCUCAGUCGCGAUAAAUCGCUGGGCGCGCGCGUACGUAUCCCGCGAAUGACUAGUAAUAAUUACAAACCCAUCAAAAUAAUGACUUUGAUGAAUUAGUGUGGGCUGAUUUAUUGUGUGAAUCAAAACUGCUGACAGGCGGCAAGAAAAUGGUGCAGGUUCUUAGCAAAUUGAGCCCUAUAACAGUCACAUGCAAGCAGUAUGUGCACCCUUGGUCAGACAGCUGUGCAAAGGCCACAACAGGGUUGUAUCUCUAUGCAAUUGUGGAUUCACUUCGCAUUUAUGCAACUGUAUACUGUCUUGCAUUGUUGAUGAGAGGAAAAGUUCCAAAGUUGGAGGAUAUCAAAAAAACCAUCAAAGGCAUUCUCAGAUCCACUGCUUUCCUCAGUUUUAAUGCUUUUGGCUAUUCAGGAUCAUUAUGUACACUCAGAUAUCUUAUGGGCCACUACAAUAUUUUGACAAUCUCAGGAAUUCCUGCAUUCAUUGCAAGUGUGAUGGCGAUUUUAAUCGAGCGUCCGUCCCGCCGUCCACUUCUUGCACUGUAUGUGACCAACAUCGCCACGGAAACCGUGUGGAAGAUGAUGGUCACACGCAACAUGGUGAGGAACAUUCCAAAGGGCGAGAUUGCGAUUUUUGCCGGGAGUUUAGCAUUCCUAAUGACAUUUUUCAAAGCUGGGUAUCACAAAAGCGCCAGCAGCGAGCAUCCCGAUACUAUAUUUAGCAUUUUAAAAUUUGUUUUUGGUCCGCAUGAAGAAAAAGAUUAUGCUGCACGUUCAUCACAAGCGAAUAGCAUUCAUCGCGCGGAGGAUAAUGAGCAGGAAGCGUCCCGCUUGAAUCGGUCGUGGAGCUACCAAAAAAAGAGCAGCAGCACGCUGUACAAUCUAGUCAUGCAAGCGCUGAAGCUGUAUAAGCGAUUUGUCUACAAGAUCAAGUGUUAUUAUAGGCACUCGGCUUGUCCGCAUCCGUUCAGCUGCGUUUAUUACACUCUGCAGAGAAGUACAAAAUUGUUUUCAAUUGGUCUUGGUUUCCAAAUGGGUCUACAACUAAUAUUCAACCUGAAAACAAUCUUAAAAUCACCAAAGUCCAUUUCCAGCAUUCUCUUCAGACAGAAGAACUUAAACAUCGCCAUGUUUCUUGGUGGUUCCUCGGGUCUAUUUACAGCAAUAAUGUGUUUGUUACGAAGAAUAACAAAUCAAGAUUCCGCCCUACACGCAUUCCCAGCCGGAUUAAUCGCUGGGCUUGCGUUUAAUAAAUAUCCAGACAACACCAUAGCUUUGUAUGUUUUCUGGAAACUAUUACAGAUAACAUACAAUCUUGGUGUGGAUAAAGGAUACCUGCCGAAUGUGCCUGGUUUCAUUGUGUUCCUUUACAGUCUGAGCACCGCCAUUUUGUUUCACGCUGGGCUCGUUGAACCGCUGACAUUACGGACUAGUUAUUGGAAGUUUUUGCAUUCCAUUUCAGGCGGAAGAAUAUCCAUAAUGGAUCGGAAAGCAAUGGAUGUCUGGGGCCUGGACACAUCCGGAGCUCUCCAGCAAGUAAUGCAACGAACCAAGUCGAAACCAGUGUUGCGCUACUUCCUAGUCGAGUAGCACAACCAAAACCAUGGUAAUAUUAACGCGCGAGCACAAAAUCAGUCUUAUUACGGGAGUAUAAUUCGGUUGUUAACUUGUAAUCGUGGUGUGGUGGUUUAGUAGGGGUUGGUAAUGCGUAAGUAGUCAAUGUACACGUUACACUGUAAUUUAGUUACCUUUAUUGUGUGUGAUUGUCAGAAAAAAGAGAGUGAAAUAACUCAUGGAUAGUCAUGAGCCAUCGACAUUUAUUAUAUGCUCUUAAUAAGCAUAGAAAUAGUAACAUUUGCGACGAAUUAUUGUUAAUAUUAAACUGGUACGGUGAUAAUUUAAGUGCUCUUGACGAUGUUUUUCAACUUUAGUCGGCACGCUCCUAGUCCUUGCACAUUCGUAGCAUGUACAUGUGAAUGUUAUAUCAAUAAUCGGAAUGCACAUUGUAUGCAAAUGUAAGUGUUUUUUUAAAUUAAACGAUGAAAUGGG